Messenger RNA from Thyridium curvatum, 1638 nucleotides. RefSeq lists its product as uncharacterized. Lineage: Eukaryota; Fungi; Ascomycota; Sordariomycetes; Thyridiales; Thyridiaceae. The coding region runs from base 1 to 1638 and encodes 545 amino acids. The record is from RefSeq and is a predicted model, not a curated record. The transcript has a single exon. Gene Ontology annotation, molecular function: protein binding.
AUGUUCGACUUCGGAGCCUUACCCAGCGAAAUAUUGGCCAUAAUUCUGCAGAACAUCAUCGUCGAGAUCGGGCUUUACAAAGCGGCCCUUCUAAGGGCUGUCAGUCGGUCCUUCGAUGCCGCCAUCGUUCGCGCCAUCUCCGUCGGUCAACCCAUCGACCCUCAUGAUCCGAGAACGCCAGACCUGUGGCGUUCAAUGGAUGCUACACUCAGAGGCCGCAUCGCUUUGUUCAGAUCUAUCGAUGCAGACCCUUCCAAGAGCAGCCAAUUCUCGGUCAUUGCAGACAUCAACCAGACCCUGGACGCCCUGACCGAAGAGGCCCACAAGCAGAUCCGGCAAUCUCAGCACGAAGCCGUUGCAAAGGCUGUGAGCCAAGCGUGCGCACGCUCCCUAUGGGCUGCGAAGAUCCGUCCCGACGACCAGCUCAAUGAGAAGCUCAAAGCUCAAAACCGGUUGAGCGGUGCCAUCGUCAUCGGUAGACUGGACAUUGUCAAAUCGAUGCUCUCUCCAGCUUCGCCAGCACCCUCCACCCUUGCGGAAGUCAACGGCGCCUCGCCAUAUUUGGGAAGGCCGCUGAUCCUCGCAGCCGCUUGGGGUCACCUUGAUAUCGUGCAAUAUCUCCUGGAUAGGGGUGCUCGUCCAGACCUGCUCUUCUGCUGCUACGAAGGCGAGCAGACCGCUAGUCGCGGUUAUGGACCCUGGAACCCGGAGUCGGACUUGGCUGGCAUUAAUCUGUCUGGGCACGCUGAACCACCGGCAAGUGCACUGCAUGCCGCUGUCCUCGGAGGCUUCGAAGACAUUGUUCGGCUGUUGCUGCAGCCCGGAUUCAUGCUACCUCCAUCAGAAAAGACAGAGUAUCUACGCGCAAUCUUGGCUGGUGCACGCACGGGCAGUCUUCAUCUCAUUCGACUUCUCCUGGAAGCAAGCGGUGACAAGCUGUCCGAGAUUCGUCACCUUGGGAAGGAGAUGAUGUAUGCCGCCGUUCGUCGUGGCCAUGCCGAGGUGAUCGAUAUGCUCCUGGACAAUGGCGUUGAUAUCAACGCCCUUCCCGACCCUGACAUCCGCCGCUUUCACGGUACACUUCACUUGGCUUCAUCUCUGGGAAACAUCAGCAUGGUCCGCUAUCUCAUAGAGCGAGGCGCGGGCAUCGAGGCGGUGCUUGUCAACAAAAUGGAGUGCUACCCCAUCGCAGGAGCUGCACACUGUGGACAGGAAGAAGUAGUGGAGCUCUUACUCGACCACGGAGCUGAUCGCAGCACUGCGCUAUGGUGCGCCAUAGACGGAGGUCAACUGCGAGUAGUCAAGCUCUUGCUCGACCGCUUUCCAGACAUGCUGCAAAGGGAGGGCAUGGGACACCACCCCGGCAUGAUAGCACUUGUCAAGGCGAUAGGGGCCCGGCAACUGGCGAUAAUGACCAUGCUGGUCGAGGCUGGAGUCUCGCUCAACGACCCUUACGACGGGCCUCCCUGGCUCGCGAUCAACAUGGCCAAAGACCGCGUUGGAGCUUGGGUGGUCGAGCACAUGCUGAAGCUCGGCGCCAAGGAUACACCCUUGCCCAUCAUGAAGGAGAAGUACCAAUGUACUGCGCGUGGGGUGUUGCUUGAGGCAGAUACGUGGAACUGGGUUGGCAGAUACUAA